AUGUCACGCUCGUGUCGCGGCCCGCAGCUGGGCAGCCGCGAUUGUGACGGCACAUCUAUAGUCGGUCGCACGCCGCGGCAACAUCGCCCGUACCCCGAGCACGCCCGGUACGGACCGCAGUGCCCGGUGUUGGCGUCCGUGCUGGCAAGAGGUUGGGUUGCUACGAAUUCACUGCGCGAUCUGAACAUCGACCUGCCGGCUGCGGACGGGCAGAGAAUCGAGUCGUCGCCGACAACCCCCCGAUCUGGCAAGGUGCUCUUUAUGAGGCGUGACGGCGGGCCCCGCCCCCAGAUGAAUCGCGAACCCGGACUCGCUCUCCGUCAAGCUGUCGACCGCAAGCUGCGAGCGUACCCAGAACAACGCUACGCCCGCCGUUGCAAGCUGGUCGUCUGCGGGGUUGUGCGGGGUUGUCAAUACGCAGAAAUCGUCGCCGCGGGCGCCGGCUAUUGGGUUUGUGCCUCAGAUGCUCGGGUCGAGGACACGGUCCAAGCGGCACCCGCAGGCGCGCCGCGAACACAGGAGAUGGACAUUUUUGCGGAGAUGCCAGCACUGGAACGUCCGAAGCCGGCAGAGCAGAUCUCGACGAAAGAGCCGCAGCAAGAAGACAGGCAAAAGGACACGCUUGAGGAGACCCAGCCCCAGCCUCUCAGAACCGACCUGGACGGCAGACUCGAUGAAAGAUCUGUUCUGCCCACUUCGCCUUUCCGAGGUUAUCGCGAGCGACGAAGACUAGGACAGCUGGCAAAAGAGAGCUGGCAGGCUUGGCAGCAGGAACAUGGCGUGACCCUGGGGCAGCUGCAGCGCGCAACAAUCCCCAGACAAAGCCCGAGCUUGUCCGGGCAGCACAUCACGAGAAACAGCAUUGAACCAGACCAGCCAGCCAAUCUCUGCUUUGCUGAGUGGCCUACUGCAGAUGCAGCGUGCAGCUCCGAGGCGAGUCGAGCGCGAGAUUUGCCGACACACGUCGGCGAAGGCGGUCGUCGUAGCAACAUGCAAAUCGAGACUGACGCAGGACGAGAGUCCAGGACAAGCUUUCCCCAGACAAGCAACCUGCAGCAUCCAGCCCAGGCACUGCAGCCACCGCUGUCGGAAAGCACACAUUCAGCAUACGAAGCCUUGCAGCGAUGCGAGGAAAGCCUUCAAGGAACCCAGACUCAGGCAGGUUCCAAGAAGCAUGCAGAGCCGGCCCAGACCCAGACGACUCCGGAGAGCACCUUUGCUCAUAGGGGUCACAAGCCAAUGGUCAGACACUUCUCAUACCCGCCGGCACCCGAACGCCCAGAGGCCAAGAAGGUUCAGCUGUUCAACAUGGCAGCCGGCGACAUGCCUGCUGACAUGACGAAAAGCCUACCGUGCAUCCUUUCGCCAAGCCGCAAACUGCGGCGUAACUUUCAAGGCGUCGCGGAGAGCCUUCAGGAAGCUGCGGCGGCCCUGCAGCGACUCUCUCAGAACUGCCAGGCGUCUCCGCUUCACUCGCAGCCUGUGCCGGGCUGCGUUGAGUCAGGCCCAGAUAGCCACCUGAACUCCGAGCCAGACCUGAGGCCUCGCUGCAGCCCACGGACCUUGCAGGAGCAGAACGCCUCACUGCAGACUCAGCUGGCAGAGGCUCAAAGGCGCAUCGAAGAGCUCGAAGAGGAAAGGCAAAACUUUUUCCAUGAAGGCAUUUACGACCUUGUUAAUGCAGUCUGCACCAGUCCUCAGUGUCGGAGCAGCUUCCAAGACGGGAGCGUGUCCCGAAGCUUCGAGGAGCCAGGUGCUACCAACGCAAACGUCCACCAUGCAAGUCCAGCCGCCGCCCGACUGGUUGUGGAUGUUCUGCUUCAGCUUGUGUCCCAGGAGCACCAGCGAUUGAAGCGUGACCAGCGCAGUGGCUGUGCAGAUCAUGGCAUCGUUCCCGAAGGCAAGACUGUUGUCAAGGCACAGCCCACCCUGGGAGCAGAAAGCUUGGAGGAAGAUGGCACAACAGUCAUUCUGGAGGGUGGCUUCCGAUUUACUGGCACAUGGGUCGAUGAUCAGAAGCAAGGUUACGGCAUCCUCGAGCAACCCGAUGGAAGCCGCUUCGAGGGCAAUUUCGUCGAUGACAAGCCCAACGGCGAGGGCCGGUUGGCUUACAUAUCCGGCGAUGUCUACGAGGGGCAAUGGGUCAAUGAGCGAGCAGAAGGCUUCGGCGUGUUCACCCGCAGGGAUGGGAGUUCCUACGAGGGCCAGUGGCUCAAUGACCUCCAGCACGGCUAUGGCAUCGAAACCUGGCCCGACGGCUCCCGAUUUGAGGGCAUGUACUGCGCAGGCGCCAAGGAUGGACAUGGUAAAUUCCUCUGGUCUGAUGGCGCCAUAUACAAGGGAUCCUUCAGCAACAACUGCUUCCACGGGUCUGGUGACUACAGGUGGCAAGACGGUCGCCGAUACAAGGGGGGAUGGGACAAGAACAAGCUUCAUGGACCUGGCCUGAUGGGCGAUGCUACCAGGGUCAUUACAUCCGAGAUCACAAGCAUGGAGAGGGAUGCUUUCGCUGGUCUUCCGGGGCGCAGUACAGUGGCCAGUGGCUACAAGGCCUGA
Molecule: messenger RNA, 2556 nt
Organism: Symbiodinium sp. CCMP2592
Lineage: Eukaryota; Dinophyceae; Suessiales; Symbiodiniaceae
Source: the annotation of a GenBank genome assembly